AUGAACUCGACACGCGAUCCAUUCAACCUCCGAAGCAAAGCAACAUUCAAGACACCCUCCGCCUUCGCUGUCCUCCAGAACGCCGCCAACAAGAAAGCCUCACAAGCCGUCGAAUCGACCAAGCAGGCGGUCGAGGCCACGAAACAGGCGAUCCAGGACUCAGACAUGUCCUUCACCAUCCCGCGCAACGUACCCAACUUCGAGAGCGCGCAACGCAAGUUUGAAGAUAAUGUUUGGAACAAACUACCGGGAAACGAGAAGGGCUUGCCAAUGUAUAAGGACAAGCCUUCAGGGAAGGUAUACGGAUAUGGCGGCGGUGGCGCGAGGGGGAGGAGAGGCUUUCUGAAGAGUAAGAGGGGCAUGUCAGUAAUAGCACUGGUCGUGCUCGGGCUUUUCUACUGGUUUGGAUGGUCAAGUGGAGGGACAAGUGUGGAUAUGGUGCAAGAUGAGAAGGACAAGGGGAAGAGCUUACUGUCAAACAUGGGCGGAAGCGCUGCCGGAAAGAAGGGCAAAGUUGACUGGGAGAAGCGGAGACAAGCAGUAAAGGAUGCCUUUCUAUUGAGCUGGAACGCAUAUGAGGAGCACGGCUGGGGCUACGACGAGUACCAUCCCGUUUCGAAGAAGGGUCGAUACAUGGCAGAGCCCAACGGCCUGGGCUGGAUCAUCGUGGACGCCCUCGAUACGCUCAUGAUCAUGAACCUGACAAAGGAAGUCAACCACGCGCGUCAAUGGAUUGCAACAAGUCUCGAUUACGACAAGAAGCAAGAUGUCAAUACCUUCGAAACGACUAUACGCAUGCUUGGUGGUCUGCUGUCUGCACACUACUUGCAAGAGACACUUCCGGGCCUGAAGCCCGAGAAUCAGAACGAAGAGGACCUGUUCUUGGAGAAAGCAACCGAUUUGGCCGACCGUCUCAUGGGCGCGUACGAGUCACCUUCGGGUGUUCCGUGGGCCAGUGUCAUUCUCAGAGAUGCCAAAGGCGAGGCCUCGCACGCUGACGGUGGUGCGUCUUCUACAGCUGAAGCAACUACCCUGCAACUUGAGAUGAAAUACUUGGCCUUCAUUACCGGUGAGAAACAUUACUGGGAUGUAGCUGAAAAGGUGAUGCAAGUCGUUGACAACAACGGUGCUAAAGACGGUCUUCUACCUAUUUUCAUCUAUGCAGACAGAGGAACCUUCCGCGGCAACGAGAUACGAUGGGGCAGUCGUGGUGACAGUUACUACGAGUACCUUAUCAAGCAGUACCUCCAGACCCAGAAGCAAGAACCAAUCUAUCAAGAGAUGUGGAAUGAGUCGCUCAACGGCGCAAAGAAGCAUCUUCUCACCUAUACGAAAAACAGCCACUUUACUGUGUUAGGAGAGCGACCAAACGGAAUUGAAGGGAAAUUGCACCCCAAGAUGGACCACCUGGUCUGUUUCCUGCCUGGUACUAUCGCCCUAGCAGCAACCGGUGGCAUUCCUCUCGCUGAUGCGCGCAAGCUACCCACCUGGGGCAAAGCACAAGAGGAAGACAUCACCCUCGCUCGCGAACUCACAAAGACUUGUAUGGGCAUGUACAAAGUAACCGCCACAGGUCUCGCGCCUGAGAUUGCGUAUUUCGAGCUGGACGACCCACCAAAGAUGUACCGCACCGAGAUCUUAACAUCCAAGUCUGAGCUCGACACCGGUAUCCCCGAUGGUGAAGGCUGGAAGGGCGAUUUUGAUCUCAAGCCAGCUGAUACACACAACCUCCAGCGACCAGAGACUGUUGAAUCUCUCCUAUACAUGUGGCGUAUAACCGGCGACGACAUCUACCGCGAAUGGGGUUGGGACAUGUUCGAAGCUUUUGUCAAACACACUAUCGUAGAGGACAAUGGUGGUUUCUCUAGCAUUGGCGAUGUCACAAAGAUACCUCCUCCAUCGCGAGACAACAUGGAGAGUUUCUGGCUUGCUGAGACACUGAAGUACAUGUACCUUCUCUUUUCCCCUAACGAUCUCCUUCCUCUCGAUCAAAUCGUCCUCAAUACUGAGGCUCAUCCUUUCCCUCGCUUCGAUGCAAGCCACAAGCGAUUCAAGACGGGUUGGGAACGUAUACCGCGCGAUGAUCAGGGCAACCUCGUGCCCAAAGAGACCAAGCCUGACGAGAAGAAAAUUUAG
Messenger RNA from Alternaria burnsii, 2136 nucleotides. RefSeq names its product glycoside hydrolase family 47 protein. The transcript has 2 exons. Lineage: Eukaryota; Fungi; Ascomycota; Dothideomycetes; Pleosporales; Pleosporaceae. Bases 1 to 2136 code for a protein of 711 amino acids. Gene Ontology annotation, molecular function: mannosyl-oligosaccharide 1,2-alpha-mannosidase activity; calcium ion binding. Gene Ontology annotation, biological process: carbohydrate metabolic process; N-glycan processing. The record is from RefSeq and is a predicted model, not a curated record. Gene Ontology annotation, cellular component: membrane; endoplasmic reticulum.